GCUGUUAUUUCCGUUACAACAACAGAUGUCGGCGUUAUAGCGAAACCCAGAUCUCUUCCUCUCCGCCCGCGACCAAGAGCUUCUUUCCGAGGAAGGGGAGGAGGAGAAUUUUCAGCAAAAAAAAAGGGGAGGAGGAGAAUGCCGAAGCUCUAUGCGGAGGCGGCGGGGGCGGCGCCCGUCUUGAACCGGAACACGGAGUGGGUGGUGUACCCAGGCGUGUGGACGACGUACAUACUCCUCAUCUUCUUCGCCUGGAUCGCCGUCCUCUCCCUCCUCCGCUGCUCGCCCGGCGUCGCCUGGACCAUCGUCAAUCUCGCCCACUUCUUCGUGACGUAUCACUGCUUUCAUUGGAGGAAGGGAACUCCAUUUGCUGAAGACCAGGGUAUCUAUAAUGGUUUAACUUGGUGGGAGCAGGUGGACAAUGGCAAGCAGCUCACCAACAAUAGAAAGUUUUUGUCUACUGUACCAGUGAUCCUGUACCUGAUUGCCUUACAUACGACGGACUACCAGUAUCCGAUGCUCUUUCUCAAUACACUUGCUGUGUUUGUGCUGGUGGUUGCCAAGUUCCCUAACAUGCACAAAGUCCGUAUCUUUGGAAUUAAUGGAGAUCACUGAUCUAUGCCCUAAGAAUAGGGUGUGCGAUUAUUUUCUUCAUGUACCUUCAUGGCUGAAAGAAAAUGGAAGUUUUGGGUUUUGAUAAGGGAUGCUUUGCUCUCAGUGCUGCAAUUCUUCUUGCAUUAUUGUAUAUUAGGUUAAAAUAAAUAACAAAAACAUAUACACGAAAUCGAUUGAGCAUUGGCACAAAGUUUUGGCUUUUGCAGGAUGGAUAUUAUGCAGUUAAUGUUGCAAAACUCUCUCCUUCAGCAUUUGUUCAAGAGAUAUUUGUUGUUCAGCUGGUGUUGCAACUAUUCUUCCUCCCUCUCUGAUCCAUCUGUUUUCUUCUUGUGUUUUAAUUCAGACAUUUAUUUCCCGAUCCAA
Messenger RNA from Phoenix dactylifera (date palm), 978 nucleotides. RefSeq lists its product as uncharacterized. Gene Ontology annotation, cellular component: endoplasmic reticulum membrane. The record is from RefSeq and is a predicted model, not a curated record. NCBI's taxonomy places the organism in Eukaryota, Viridiplantae, Streptophyta, Magnoliopsida, Arecales, Arecaceae.